AUGGCCCAGGAAGGUUUUGAUUUUAAUGCAUGCAUAUAUGAUGGCAUAUCAUUCUUAUCCAGGGCACAGGAAUCAGCUGCAAAGGAUCGUAUUGGAUAUGCAACACGUAGUAGUUAUGUGAUACAAUCUUUGUCAACCCUUUCAGUUGCUGAUUCGUUAUUCAUAGAAAGGAUUAAAUCCCGAGUUAGGCAAUGGAUAAAUGCAUGUAAAGACUCCGUCACCAAGACAGACGAUGCUUUAGUUAAAUCCCUGAGGAAACUUGUCUUAGGAAGUGAAGAGUAUGGCUCGAGGCCAUGUUUGAUUAUAGAUGUUUGCAGUGAACGUCAAGUGCAGCUUGCACUACAGAUGCUGAGGGGGUUCUCUGAUGAUGUGGUCCCUCUGUUAAUCCCAGCCAAAGGAGGUGGAACCCAGGCUGUUCGAGUUGUUUUGACCAGUUCGAAAGAAGAUAGGGAGCUUUUUGAGAAGGAGCUUCAGAAAAUGGAAGAUGAACAAAACAAGCGUGUUCGUGGCUUUCGUGAGGUGAUCGAUUUGAUUUCCACUUCUGAGAAACCUGUUGUUGCCCACAACGCACUUAAUGAUUUUACGUCCAUCCAUUCCAAAUUUUUGGCUCCAUUACCUCCCACGUUGGAUGAGUUCAGGCAUUCCUUGCUUUUGGUAUUUCCUCACAUACUAGAUGUCAACCAUCUUAUGAAGGAACUUGGUCCACUGAAAAAAGUGACCAAUUUACCUGCUGCUAUUUCUUGUGUAAAAAGGCGGUUCUUUGUGCCUAUAGAUUUGGAGAUUCCUCAUCAAGUGAAGGAGAGUGAAGGCAAGACCCAUGGGCAUAAUGUUCUGAGAAUAAGCCAGUUAUUUGCUAAACUUUGCUCUAUACUAAAAGUCAAUCCGGAAGCUCAUGAUGCUGAUAGUGGUCAUUUAUCUUCAGCCCUUGAAGGCUUUGCAAAUAUCUUCAAUCCUUGCUCCAGAAAUUCCCAAGAUUCUACCGACGGGGAAGUUGGAUUGUGGACUGAAAAUAUGAGAAACAUUAGCAGUGAAGAUUUGGUCUUCUUGUGGGGCUUUAGAGGUGGGAUCUCAGCCGGAAUGCUGAAGAGCAUGCUACAUGGUUCCCAUGACGUGUUCUCUAAUGAAUUUGAUGUUCGACUACUUGAUAAGAGUUGUGCCAUUGUUGUUUUUCGGAAUCCUGGUUUGUCAGGAAGUUUCCUUGGUGCCAUGGAUUCUGAAGGCGUGUGCUCUGAAUCUCUGAGGGAGAUGAUCUUGGAUGGCCUUAGGGCGGCUGGUUAUGAAACUUACAAGAAGGUUUGUAGAUUGGGACUGUGGGAAAGAGAUUUAGCAGAUUCGUUAGACAAAGCCUUGGCAGACCCUGAUAAUAACCUUUCAGAAGUUGGUUUUGAGGAGUCAUCAGAGAUCUACUGGAACAGUGACCUGAUGAUUAACUUGGACGACCUGUAAGGUGUGCUUUUGUCCUAGUUCUCCCUCUGCUGGGACAGGGCAGAGAAGCUUGGGUACUUGGAUCCUUGAAAUUUUUGAAACCUUCGUCUGGGUUCCAACUGCAUAUUAAGAAUCUGCAGCUCUUGGGCCUUCAACUUGAUGGGAUACUACAAAAAGAAUAAUGCUAUUGGCAUCGGGGUCUAAAAAACUUAAAUACUUUGCUGAUGUGUCAAGUGAUGAAGUUUCAAUAAAGAAAUCCAAGAGUUAGUCAUGAUAUUAUCAUUGAAUUAUGUCACUGACACAUCAUUACAUUAGUAAAUUAAGACAAUUUUUUUGGUCUCAGUAACACUACUCAUGGAGUUCGAGAAAAGACUGGUCGGUGAAUGUCAUCUUUUGCAUGCUCAAGGACAGUGUUCUACCUCUACAUGUUUGAUUUCCACCAUUGCAUCAAUGAUUUUCGUGCUAAACAAGGUUGUAUUUUACAUUGUUCUUUCGGCAAGG
Messenger RNA from Ilex paraguariensis (yerba mate), 1926 nucleotides. NCBI's taxonomy places the organism in Eukaryota, Viridiplantae, Streptophyta, Magnoliopsida, Aquifoliales, Aquifoliaceae. The record is from the annotation of a GenBank genome assembly.